UCACUGGACAGCUUAGCUGUCACAACAAAUAUGGCUAUUUAGCAAAACGCUAGAAAAUAGUGAAAAUAUUAUCGAAAAAUUCGUAAAUAUACGCGUUGUUAAAUUUGUUUCGUGUUCUGCAAAGAAAACAGGUGUGAUUAGCGCGUACGGACUAGUGAAUUGCACAGCCAUUCCGAUCGGUGGCUUGUAAGAGAAUUCACUGUAACCGUGUGUGUAUUCCGUUUCUACUUCCUAUGAACUGACCCUCUUGUUGUACGCGAAGUGUUACGACGGAAGUAGCAGCAGCACCCGAAAACCACCAACAACAAAGCUAUCGAACCAGCAGUUUCACCUUCACGGGAGCCCGUGGUUUGAGUAGCUGUCCGCCGUGUUACAGUCCGUACAUUCAUUACCGUCCUGUCACUAACAAACCAAACCACCAGCGAUGAUUAAACUAUUCUCCCUCAAACAACAAAAGAAAGAUGGUGAAGCAACACCGAAGGCCGGAGGACAGAAAAAAACUUUCACUGCUGCACAGCUGCGAAUCACUAAAGAUAUCAAUGAACUAAACCUUCCGAAGACGUGUGCCACCGAGUUCCCGGACCCGGACGAUUUGCUGAAUUUCAAGCUCAUCAUCUGUCCGGAUGAGGGCUUCUAUAAGGGGGGUCGUUUCGUGUUCAACUUUAAGGUUGGACCGAACUACCCUCAUGAACCUCCGAAGGUCAAGUGUGAAACCCAGGUCUACCACCCAAACAUAGAUCUUGAGGGUAAUGUGUGCUUGAACAUUCUACGUGAAGACUGGAAACCGGUACUGACGAUCAACUCGAUCGUGUAUGGAUUGCAGUACUUGUUCUUGGAACCGAAUCCGGAGGAUCCACUCAAUCGGGAAGCUGCUGAAGUGUUGCAAACCAAUCGACGCCUGUUCGAGCACAACGUUUUCAAAGCGAUGCGCGGCAACUAUAUUGGCGCGACGUACUUCCAGCGCUGUCUCAAGUGAUAUAUAAAUUCGAAAUUAACCCUUACAUGUUGCGUUUAUUUAAUUAUUCUUACGAUUGGUGGGCGCUAUUAUAUAGAUUUUAAUUAUAAUUAAAAAUGCCACGAACAAGCAAGCAUGAUUGAGUGUCGAAAGCCCGGAAGGCGUUGAAGAGUCAAACCGGAGUGCAAACAAACCCUAAAUAUCCAGAACGUGAUCCAGAUUAUUCACUAAAUAGACCCAUACAUGCACCACAAUGCAACGAUAGUUACAAUAAAGCAAAUACAAGGAUCAGGAGCUACAGAAGAACACAAACACAAAACCCGGUCGUUUGCAUCGGAACGAAGCUGCAGGUUUGGCCUUGUAGAUUGUGAUGAAAUUUCUAUUUCGAUAGACGGAAGAGAGUGAGGAGUAAACUAUACAGGAACUGGAGAGAGAGCAACAUGUUUAGAUAGCGAAAAAGCGCAGGUUGCAGCUCAAAGCAAAUACAUUACACUGGAAAAUCUGUUCGAUGCUGAUGGUAAGUAGCUCGGAAAAAGAGAGGAAAACAGUAGAGAACAUAAACUUACACACAACGACAUUUGCAACACGUCUUAUCUGUACAUUAUCUGUCUGGCGGUUGCGUGCGUAUGUUUGUUCUACAGAAGACGGUACGCGUCGGAUGUUGCUUGAACGCCAACUGAUUUGCGUCCGUGAUGCACAGCUUGAAUCGGUCGAUCAAGGCACAAUUUCUUAAAGUUUAAUGAACGAUGGAUGAAUAUGCUCCCCCCAAAAAAAAAAAGAAGUGGACCUCUACGCAGAAGCAUUGGUAAAGGAAAUUGGUAUAUAGCUGGAGUUACUUUUUAGUAAUAAUAACGAAGAUUGUGUUCCACUCGCAUGCCUAGAGUUAGUGGCUAAACGUGAAGGAUAGUAUAGAGAUUCCAUUUGUCUAAAACAAAACACACACAAAAACACUUAGCAAAAGGCAGGACGUUUCGCAAUCCUCGUUAUACUCUUGAGUUUAUAGUGACUGCCAUUGUUGAGACUCUGCUCAGAAGCGAUCUGCAACAUUGCCAUUUGCCAAUCAUUUUAUCUAAAUUGGACAGCCUAGCACCUUACGCAAAACAAUAGAGAACAAUUAAUAGAACAUCAAAUCCGAUCGCUCCCAAAUGAAUGCAAAUAAAAUAAAAAAAAAAUCUUGGCAUAAACAAUAUAUAGGAUAAUGAACAAAAAAACAGAAAAUAAACGAUGAAAACAGGAGAUGAAUGUA
Anopheles funestus (African malaria mosquito) is the source of this 2201-nucleotide messenger RNA. RefSeq names its product NEDD8-conjugating enzyme Ubc12 (gene UbcE2M). The transcript has 4 exons. NCBI's taxonomy places the organism in Eukaryota, Metazoa, Arthropoda, Insecta, Diptera, Culicidae. The record is from RefSeq and is a predicted model, not a curated record. The coding region runs from base 425 to 976 and encodes 183 amino acids.